Messenger RNA from Spodoptera frugiperda (fall armyworm), 2234 nucleotides. It is a transcript of the gene sgl, whose product is annotated as UDP-glucose 6-dehydrogenase. Gene Ontology annotation, molecular function: UDP-glucose 6-dehydrogenase activity; NAD binding. Gene Ontology annotation, biological process: glycosaminoglycan biosynthetic process. The record is from RefSeq and is a predicted model, not a curated record. Gene Ontology annotation, cellular component: cytosol; nucleus. The transcript has 2 exons. NCBI's taxonomy places the organism in Eukaryota, Metazoa, Arthropoda, Insecta, Lepidoptera, Noctuidae. Bases 347 to 1786 code for a protein of 479 amino acids.
UAGUCUAAAUGUCAUUGACACGGCACAUCAGUCGGGCUCGAUUGCAUGGAGCCUGGGUAUCGCAAUAAAAAGCUUUAGAACGCCGCGCAAGCGGUAAUUACGGCUGAACCUUCGAAACAUUCGGUCGCCACAUGUGUUAAAUGCAAUAUUAUCACAAAAACGCGACAAAAAACAUUUUAAACGGCGAAUGUUUGAUAAAAAUCGUCGAUCGAAUCAGCGUCCGUGAAACAUUGUACAUUAAUUAAAUGUAUAUGUAGUUGUAGUACUGAAAACUCUUGUGUGGAGUUUUAAAUACUUCCGUGGUGUGUCGUGUGUGCAUUCGCGAGUGUGUUGCGUGUCCAGAAACAUGGUUAUCGAGAAGAUAUGUUGUUUGGGAGCGGGGUAUGUCGGCGGGCCAACUUGCAGUGUGAUCGCGCUGAAAUGUCCAAAUAUCCAAGUGACAGUAUGUGACAAGUCAGUAGACAGGAUAAAUCAGUGGAAUUCUGAUAAACUGCCGAUAUACGAGCCUGGUUUGGACGAUGUAGUGCGGCAGUGUCGCGGUAAGAAUCUGUUCUUUUCAACUGACAUCGCUAAGGGCAUUCGGGAGGCUGACUUGAUUUUUAUAUCCGUCAAUACGCCCACUAAAACGUUUGGUAACGGUAAGGGCAGGGCCGCUGACCUCAAGUAUGUGGAGAGUGCAGCCCGAAUGAUCGCUGACCUGGCUACAAGCAACAAGAUUGUUGUGGAAAAGAGUACUGUUCCUGUGAAAGCCGCUGAAAUCAUCAUGAAGAUACUGCGAGCUAAUACUAAACCAGGUGUAGAGUAUCAGAUCCUGUCUAACCCCGAGUUCUUGGCUGAAGGAACAGCUAUAGUGGACCUGGUUGAGGCCGAGAGAGUGCUAAUCGGCGGAGAAGACACUCCGGAGGGCCAGAAAGCCAUCCAAGAACUGUGCUGGGUAUAUGAGCACUGGAUUCCGGCGAAAAACAUCCUUACUACCAACACUUGGAGUUCGGAAUUGUCUAAGUUAGCUGCUAAUGCGUUCCUUGCGCAGAGGAUUUCAAGUAUCAACUCUUUAUCAGCCGUUUGUGAGGCUACCGGUGCAGAUGUGUCUGAGGUAGCCAGGGCAGUUGGCCGAGACUCACGUAUUGGACCGAAAUUCCUUGAAGCGUCCAUUGGUUUUGGAGGCAGCUGCUUCCAAAAAGACAUUUUGAACCUUAUCUAUCUCUGUGAGUGUUUAAAUUUGCCCGAAGUUGCUGCAUACUGGCAACAAGUAUUAAGCCUGAACGACUAUCAGAAGACUAGAUUCACUAGGAAAGUCAUCGAAUCACUAUUCAACACGGUAUCGGAUAAAAACAUUGCGAUACUAGGCUUUUCGUUUAAGAAAAACACAGGUGACACACGUGAGUCUCCGGCUAUUCACGUUUCAAAGACUUUACUUGACGAGGGAGCAAAACUCCACAUCUACGACCCUAAAGUAGAACCGGACCAGAUUUUCUAUGAACUAACAAGUCCGUAUUUGACUUCGGAGCCAGAGAUUGUGAAGAAGAAUGUGGAGAUCCAUGACACAGCGUACUCCGCUGUUACGGGGGCCCAUGCUAUAGUUCUGUGUACCGAAUGGGAUGAGUUCAAGGUACUGGACUUUAAGAAAAUCUAUGAAGUAAUGAUGAAGCCUGCAUACAUAUUUGAUGGUCGGAAGAUUUUGAACCAUGAAGCGCUGCAGAACAUUGGUUUCCAUGUGCAGACUAUUGGCAAGAGGCUGAGCCGAGUCGGCAGCAUACGAGCACAGGGGAGCCAGACGAUGCCCUGAUAUACGGAAUUGGAGCGAGUUCUGAUGGAAAGCUCAGUGGAGGUGCGAAGACCAGUAGAGCUGAGGCAAAGGUGGAAUGCUAAGGAAUUUAUAUUUGAUAAGUUUAAAAGGAUAGUUUUAUUUUUGUGGCACAACCAUAUGGAAGAAGUUAUACUGUAUCCAUUUCUCAUUUACAUAUAUUAUAUUGGUGUAUAUAAUGCCCCUUACUAUUCUAUGAAGUAAUUUAUUUAGGACUUACUGCCUCACUCAGUCAUUUAAUGAUUACUUACUAUAUUUAUUAUUAUUGACUGCACGGUUGGCGCGGUGGGUGGGCAACUGGCUGCCGUGCAACGUGUCGCGGAUUCGAUUCCCGCACGGAACAACUCUUUGUGUGAUCCACAGAUUGUUGUUUCGGGUCUGGGUGUCAUGUGUAUGUGAAAUUGUAUGUUUGUAAACGCACCCACGAUAC